This is a messenger RNA of Myxocyprinus asiaticus (Chinese sucker), 7599 nucleotides long. Its product is annotated as guanylate cyclase soluble subunit alpha-2-like. Gene Ontology annotation, cellular component: guanylate cyclase complex, soluble. The coding region runs from base 287 to 2533 and encodes 748 amino acids. Lineage: Eukaryota; Metazoa; Chordata; Actinopteri; Cypriniformes; Catostomidae. Gene Ontology annotation, biological process: response to oxygen levels; cGMP biosynthetic process. The record is from RefSeq and is a predicted model, not a curated record. Gene Ontology annotation, molecular function: guanylate cyclase activity; heme binding. The transcript is spliced from 9 exons.
CAGACGGACAGUAGCCGCGACGGGAUGAUGAUGUCUCCGGUGGUCUUCAUCGGUGUGCGAAGCUGCCAGGUCAGCGAGGAGAACGGGAUUCGAUAAUCCCAACGUCCCACUCCAUCCCACCCACGCAGAGAACAUCUGGGUUUUUGUGCGCACAAAACACGCGCACAAAACGCGCGCUUGUCGAUCGGGAGGUCCUGAGCUGAUUCCCGGGGCAUGAGAGCGCACCGUUCCACGAUGCUUCUGUGUCACCUGGGCAUCUGAUGAGUCCGCCCGCAUCAUCCGCAGCAUGUCCUCACGGAAGAUCUCCUCCGAAUCCUUCAGCUCCAUUGGCUCUGACUACCUGGAGAGCCCCGGCGAGGACGGAGAGUGUCCGUUCUCACGCGUCUUCUGGAACGGCCGGAGCCCCGUGGAGACGCUCUCGUGUCCGUUCGAGGACGCGGCCGUCAGCAGGCGUGCCGCCCGGCGCAAACGCGUCAAUCUAGACUCGCUCGGGGAGAGUUUGAGACGGCUCACCUCACCCACGACACAGACAAUUCAUUUGGCCCUGCAGAGAACUGUGGAUUUUUACAGACAGAGAGAAAUCAGUGGACAAGAGUUUGUAAGAAACUUGUCAGACGAGCAGAAGUGUUUGUUUGAUAACUCGCGAUGUGACAGCCAGACCGACAUCUCAGGAAUAUUGAAAUUUACAGCCACUAUUUUAGGUGUGGACUUUGCCACCGUACGGGGACGAUUUGGCGAGGAAUUCUUCGGUUUAUGUCUGGAGGAGAACGAAAGGGUUCUGCGAGCUCUCGGAGGAAACCUGCAGGAUUUCUUCAAUGGUUUCGAUGCUCUUCUAGAACAUAUUAGAACGUCCUGUGGGCAGCGAGCUUCGUCCGAGGCCCCCUCUUUCCUAUGCAAAGACACUCUUCAGGAGAACGAAGAAUCAGAUGGAGAGAGGGAUGGAGGGUGGACUCUUCUCCUCCACUGUUUCAACCCCGACCCCACUGUGGGCGUGGCCAUGCCAGGGUUGAUUCGAGCCGCCGCUCGACGAAUCUACCAGUCGGACGUUUCGGUGGAAGAAGCUCCUCCCUCUUGGCUGCACACAGCCAAUGAGGAUGGAGAGCUCUCAGCGGACUCCUCCCUCUCUUCAUCCCCAUCUCCACUAUCUUUGUCCUCUCCCGCUUGUUUAUCCUUCCUCAUCAAAGAGAUUCGGACUCAACCUACAUCUUCAUCAUCUUUAUCCUUAUCCUCGCACCCCACCACAUCAUCUCGGCAGCUUUCGCGCUCACCGCUGGAUCUACGGAUCAGCUUGAGCACAUUUUGUCGAGCCUUCCCCUUCCAUCUGGUGCUGGGACCCAACAUGGAGAUUCUGCAGGUCGGCGAGGGGCUCCGUAAACAGGCCAAGAACGACCCGCACCGAACACUCACCUUCAGCAACAGCUUUGAGUUGGUUUCUCCCAGAAUACCCUGCACGUUCCAGAACAUUCUACUUCGGCUGUCCACACCAUUCACCAUUAGAACACGACCAGACGGGCUGGCACUCGACAGCAAGGAGAAGGUGAUGGAACUCAAAGGUCAGAUGCUUCACUUACCUGAAUCCAACUCCAUCAUGUUCCUGGGCUCUCCACGUGUUGAUAGGCUAGAGGAGCUCAUGGGGCGGGGCUUACAUCUGUCGGACAUCCCCAUGCAUGAUGCUACACGUGAUGUUAUCCUGGUUGGAGAACAAGCAAAAGCCCAAGAUGGACUGAAGAAACGCAUGGAUAAACUUAAAGCCACGCUGGAGAAGACCCAUCAAGCUUUAGAAGAGGAGAAAAGGAGAACCGUGGAUCUGCUAUAUUCCAUAUUCCCCGGCGACGUGGCUCAGAGACUGUGGCAGGGACUUCCUGUUCAAGCCAAGAAGUUCGAUGAUGUCACUAUGCUGUUCUCCGAUAUCGUGGGGUUCACGGCGGUUUGCGCGCAGUGUACGCCCAUGCAGGUCAUCAGCAUGCUGAACGAACUCUACACACGCUUUGACUACCAGUGUGGAAUACUGGACGUCUAUAAGAUUGAAACUAUAGGUGAUGCGUACUGUGUGGCGGGCGGGCUCCACAGGAAGAUUGACAGCCAUGCCAAGCCAAUCGCCCUCAUGGCUCUUAAGAUGAUGGAGUUGUCAGAAGAAGUGUUGACACCCGAUGGGAAGCCAAUCAAGUUGCGGAUUGGAAUCCACUCAGGUUCAGUGCUGGCUGGUGUCGUGGGUGUGAAGAUGCCACGCUACUGUCUGUUUGGAAAUAACGUCACGCUGGCCAGCAAGUUUGAAUCGGGCAGUCACCCGCGCUGCAUCAACGUCAGCCCAACCACAUACCAACUCUUGCGUGAUGAUCGCUCAUUCUCCUUCAUCCCUCGCUCCAGGCAGGAGCUUCCCGACAACUUCCCCAAAGAGAUCCCAGGAAUCUGCUAUUUUCUGGAGGCGGGCAAAUCCCAGAGCCACGCCUCCCUCACCAGCACUCGCUCCGCCCCCGUACGCAAAGUGUCCUAUAACAUUGGGACCAUGUUUUUACGGGAGACUAGCCUCUGAGAUGGCCCCGCCCAUUUGCUAUGACAUCACGUAGACUAGUGUUGCCUAUGGCAACUGGAAACCCCGCCUCUCGAACCGGAGCUUUGGCCUCAGAGGUGAUAGAUGAACGCAGGGGGCAGAGAGGACGGUCCUGCCCUGGCCCCGCCUCCUUUAUGGAGCUAUGGAUAAUUGUGUUCUAAAAAGACAUUAAAAACAACUAUAUAUAGAUAUAUAUUUCAGAUAAAGCCUUCUGCUCAAUAACAUCGCUAGCAACGACAAACACACAAUAGUACUCUAGUGUACACAUACAGUACAAAUACUAUGGACAAAUUAAUGUAAACACACACACACAUUGCUUGCAGCAUUGCAGGUUAUAGAAUUCACAUGCAUAACUUGGUGCCUUUACUCUCCAAAUACACACAUUACUCCUAAACUCAUUUAUUUCCACUACUUACACAAUUUUACAUCCUUUAUUUGUGUUUAUAUGUGUGUCCAACUAUUAAUCAUGCUUAGAUCCAGAGUAUAUGUGUGAAUGUGUGUUUCCAAUUAACCGUUGUUACUUCCCUUUUGUAUGUUCUUCUACCAUUAACCGCUAUUAGAUUGUAUGUAUGUCUGUGUGUGUGUGUGUGUUUGUCCCCUACUUUGUGUUUAAAGGAAUAGUCCACCCAAAAAUUUAAAUCCUCUCAAUAUUUGCACACCCUUGUUUUCGUUCCAAACCGAGAAAUCUGUUCACAGUGACUCGUUUUCACGUGAAAACUUGCGUUGUUUAACGUUACAAAUAAUGCAAGUUCUCACGUGAACGUGUGUCACUGUGAAUGCAUAAGAAAGACCAGAGAAGGUUCAGAAGGUUUAGGUGAAACAACCCAAAAUGUAAGUAAAUUUCCAAUAAAAAUCCUCAAGUUCGUUGCGCGAUCAUGAGCAUGAGAGAAGCUCGUUCACAGUGGCUCGCGUGCUGACGCGAGAACUUGCAUAGUUUAGCACUAAAAAUGAUGCAAGUUCUCGUGUGAACGCAUGCAACUGAACGCAUAAAAAAGAAAGACACAAAGGUUUUGGUGGGGAAAUAAACGUUAAUUUUAGUCUUUAGUCCAUGAAAAUCCUGAUGUUCGUUGCGCGUUUAUGAGCACUAUGAGAGAAAUUUGUUCACAGUGACUAGUUUUCUUGGAAAAAAACGUGCGUUGUUUAGCGCUAAAAGUAAUGCUCUCGCGUGAUAAAUAAAGUUCUCACGUGAACGCACAAGAAAGAAAGUCAUACAGGUUUUUGGCGAGAAACAACCCAAAAUUUAAGUAAUUUUACGAUGAAAAUCCUAUCGUCUGUUGCGCAUUCAUGAGCACAAUGAGAGUAGCUCGUUCACAGUGGCUCACGUUUUGAGGCUAAAACUCGCAUAUUUUAGCACAAAAAAUAAAAGUUCUUGCGUGAACGUGUGCCACUGUAAAUGCAUAAGGAACAAAGUCAACAAGGACGUUAAAUGAAAGUAAUGUUUCAGUGAAAAUAUUGACGUCCGUUGCUCAUUCAUGACCACUACAAGAGAAACAUGUUUACAGCUGCUCUUUUUCUCAUGAGAAAAACUUGCAUUGUUUAGCGCUAAAAACAAUUAAAGUUCUCACGUGAACGCGUGCCACUGUGAAUGCAUAAGAAAGAAAGUCCAGAAGGUUUUGGUGAGAAACAACUCAAAUUUAAGUCAUUGUACGAUAAGAAUCCUGACGUCCGUUGCACAUGCAAGAGCACAAUGAGAGUAGCUUGUUCACAGUGGAUUGUGUUUUGAGGCUACAAUUUAGCACAAAAAGUACACUCGCUUGAAAGUGUGCCACUGUGAAUGCAUAAGAAGAAAGUCCAAAUGGUUUUGGUGAGAAAGAACCACGUUUCAGUGAAAGCUUGAAUAUCUGUCAUAUGUUCAUGAGCGCUAUGAGAGAAACCUGUUCACAGCGGCUCGCGUUCACGUGAGAACUCCGGUAGUUUAGAGCUAAAAAACAACACAGUUCUCACGUGAACAUGCAUGGCACUUUCCAUCAGUGUUAAUUUGUUCACAGUUUUUUGUUUUGGUCAUAGUUUUAGUCUUUCAACGAAAAUGUUCUUUAAAAGUAGUGAAUAUUUCAUCAUGACCUACUUAGAUAUAAUUUUAGUCAACGAAAACAAUAUAUUUUAGUUGAUAGCAAUGUGUGAAAUGGCCAAAAAAGUGUGUCAAACUGUAACAGACCACAUUUUAAUCCAAUAUUGAAACAUUUAGAUAAAAAAAAAGUUAUAAAAAGUUAUAAUUAAAAAAUGUAUCAAACAUAGGCUAUACUGUAAAUAUGCAUACUCUCCUUGUUGUAACAAAACCUUAGCUCCUGAAAUAAUAAUGAACAGAUUGAAGUAUAAGCUACUUUUUUUUUUUUUUUUUUUUUUAGAAGUUAGCCUAUUGUUUUCUGAAUUCUUCAUGCUUUUUAGAGACUUUCGUUUUCUGUAAAAUGAUAUUACAUUGCGUGUAGCGUGUUUCUUACGGAAACAGCGUAGACACAACAGAACAUGCGCAAUGCAAAUUACGUGUCAUUUACAGUAGUUCAAAUGGAUCUGUUCAUUCACUUCGCUGUAUAGAUGUUGUUAUAUUACAUAUAUGUUGUGGGUAUAGUGAUUAAACUCUUUUAUAAACAGAAUGCGUUUGAAUGAGGUAUUUACCCAGUUUGAAGCGGUUCAUUUUGCCGGUGUUAGCGCGCAGCUCAAGCGGGUAAAUCCUCAACAUACUGGAUUAUAUGAAUCCAUAUCUUGCACUGUUAAUAUCAGAUUUUCAUCAACAGUAUGCUUUAAAAUAAUCGUUUAAUUAUCGUCAUGCGCCAUCUUCAUUAUCAUUAACGAAAUCAAAAAACCCUUCGUCAACGAACGUUUUCGUCAGUGAUUUCGUUGACGAGAUUUACACUGCUUUCUAUGAAAAUCCUGAAGUUUGUUGCACCUUCAAUCACAGUGGCUGAUUUCCACAAAAAAAACAAACAAAAAAACAAAAAACAAGAGGAGUUCCCAUCAAACACAAAACGUUCCCCUAACAUUAGCAUUUGGUUCCCAUUUGGUUAUUUUUUUGGGAACCAAUUCCUAAUGAUCUAGGAAAGUUCUCUUUAGGUUAUAUUUUUUGCAACCAUAAACUAACAUUCCCAGAACGUUCUGGAAACCAAAAAUUGUUAGCUGGGUUGUCACGUGAACACACGUGCCACUGUGAACGCAUAAGAAAGAAAGUCAUACGGGUUUGUAUCAACAUGAGGGUAAGUAAAUUAAAUAUUUGGGGUGAACUACUUCUUUAGGUUUGUGUUCUGCGUGUUUAUACGCUGUUUGCGUUAUUGUGUGUGGGUGUGCUGAUUUGUACAUCUGGGUAUGUCUACAUGUGUAAAGCCUAAAGGCAAAAGCGUACUUUGGUUUUUUGUGUGCCGCUACAGCUUGUGCACAGUGCAUGUGACACAUAUUUCUACAUCAGCACAGUACAUGCGUACUGCGUGCAGUCUAGAUUUUCUAGUAACGUGGACAGUCCGCGUCUUAGCACUUCAUCUGCACAUACGCCUGCUGUCGACUGUUCUAAAGUGUAUUGCAAAGCAUUAAUGCGCAUGUGUUGAGCGCGUCCAUAUGGGACCGUGGUCAAAAGAGUGUACUUUGAAAGGCUGAGUGCUCGACUGUGCAUGAGACGGAACCAGGCACGUGCCGUUGGCUUUGAGACUGGGCAAGCAUCAAAGACUUUUAAUACACAUUAUUAAACACUGUGCCCAAAACACAUAUGGGUUAGCGUAAUGUUGCGGAAAUGUUAUAGAUGUGAAUUGUUGCCUUAGAACCCAUCAGUCAAUGGAAACAAUUAUUUUUAAUUCAGGAGAGUAAUACUGCUCAUAUCACACAAAUGAAUGAUUUUCUUAUAUUGAGCCAAGCAGGUUAAUGUCCAUUAAAUCAUACAAUGAACCAUAGUGCCGGAAGAGCUUGUUUUGACAUACAAGAAAAAGAUUGCCAGUUACUAGUUUCAACAUCACAGGCCUCACACGUCACUCUUCCCACAGUUCAGAACCACUGGAAUGGACAGCAGCAAUUAACUAAUCUGACCACCAAAGACAACAAUCUUACCCUGAAUGCACAAGGCAAAUGUAACAUAGAUACAGCAGUCUACAUCCAUUAAUAUUUGUUUUUUAAACAGAAACUGCGCCUUAACGGUUGAAUUAUAAAACAGACAUAACACAAGAAAGACAUGAUUGCCAGAUCACCACUCCAUACACUCAUCUAUGACCUAGUAUCAAUAACACAGAUUUUUUUUAUAAAUAUAUUAACUUACCUUUACUUGGACACAAUGCAUCUUUCCUUGCGAAUGAACAUCUCCAUCACUUUGUUGUAAAAGUCGCCCGCUUGUCUAAGUUUCGAUAGCCUCUCUUUCUUGAUUUUUAAUUGAAAUUAACUUUGCCAAAUCCGCGUUGGUCGUCGAUGCUUACACUGCACUGCAGAUAUCCUUUGUAGCGCUUAAUAACGCAUUAGUUACGUGAACUUGAACGUGUUGACACAAAACUAAAAUCUAGCCUAUCAGAUAGCGUGACGGAAGAUCGGCUUACUCAUUUUGGUAAGCAUGCUUACCUUGGCCAUUUGUAGUAGCGGGCGUGAUUCAGUAUGAAUGAACAGUGUUGAAUGAAAGGGCGGUCAACAAUGCUUUGAAUCAGAGAAAGCAUAACACAAAGUGCUUAUAUCUGAGGGUGGUGCCAAAGCGAAUAAAUGAAUAACUAACUGUCUGUGCUGCUCAACUGAGAUGAAAGAUGACGAAUUUGACCGAAAACAGUAGUUUAUAUUAACAAUUAUUUUUACAUAUUUCAUAGUGUCAUUUUCUUUCACCCUUCUGUUAGGAAAGCACUGCUAACCCUGCUUAUAUGGAGGGCACGUCCCUGGACGGAAAGGUACACGGAAAACCAAAGUAUACCCUAGCCUUAAUGUGAGUGAGUGUGUGUUUGAGAGAGAGUGUGUGUAAACAGUUUGAGGUCAUGGAAAUGUAUGUCAUAAUAUCAUUAUUCAUUUCAGUCACAUCUGAUUAAACCAAGAUCACAUUAACCGUAGACGUGUCAGUCAUUUUUAUCAGGAUGCCAAUAAAAUCGAUUCAUUGCAAGUUU